Molecule: messenger RNA, 2103 nt
Organism: Pseudoliparis swirei
Lineage: Eukaryota; Metazoa; Chordata; Actinopteri; Perciformes; Liparidae
Gene: iqck
Product: IQ motif containing K
Exons: 9
Coding region: 33-1043 (336 amino acids)
Molecular function (GO): protein binding
Source: RefSeq, a predicted model, not a curated record
GAGUCCCUGGCAACCACUGGAGCGCCAGAAUAAUGGCGAAGAUAAUCGGUGCCAAAAGCAAAUCCCUUUGGCAACACGUGUGUGAAGAGUAUGAAGCUGAAGGGCCUGUGUGGACUGAUGGCAGCUUAACGAGCACCCAGCUCUCCCAGCACAGCGCCAGGACACACACACAUGUGUUCUCUGGACUCGCCACGGUGUUCGGGUACGGUGGCCCUCUGAGGGACGUUGACCCUCAUCUUUGCCGCCCUGCUCCCGCUGGCUCCUCAAGUCAGAGGUGCCCGUCACUGGCUAAAACUACGUCGAUUCCACCACAUGAACGUCCGGUUCGACGUUUUUUGGAGAGGAACGUGUUUCCAGUGUUGUUGCCUGGACUUGAGGCUUUGCUGAAAGAAGCCCGGAAGCAAGGCUGUUUGGAGAGGCUAAAAACAUCCUUCAACCCGUGUGACUUCCUGACUGAGUGGCUCUACAACCACAACCCCCGCAGACGAGGCGAGGUCCCAGUGAACUUCCAUGACGUCCCUUUUGUCAAAGACUUUCUCAGCAUGCACUCCAGGUCUCCCCUCCCUCUUUAUCUCCUGCUGAGUGAGGAUCAGGCCGCUCUGCUCAUCCAGGCUUUCUGGAGGGGAUACAAGAUCAGAGCACGGCCAGAUGUGCAGGAGCUGCGCCAGUGGCAGGAAAAACUGAGAGAGAACAGCGACAUCGGUAGAACUGUUGAGAAGUUCUGGGCCCGACGAGAGAGCCGAGUGGGCUCUGCCAUGACGGAUCUUCCAGGAAGCCCCCAGCCCGGCGACUCAGACGUGUCCAUCCAGGUGGUUUCCCCCACCCCGCAGAGCACCGUGGUCCACACUCCCGCCCCUCAGAUGACCCCUGAGGGUGUUGAGUGGCUGACCCCCAGCCUCUGCAGCGUGGAAAAAAUGGCCUCCACAGCACCGGCGACGGAUUUCCUGGCUGUGUCCGUGCAUAGUGACAAAUCCCCGACAGCAGCGUCUCCUUCUUUACUAGGAACUCCAAACCUGAGCUGGACUGGUGAUGCUGUGAACUGAAAGCAUGAGCUCGUUACCGCGGACCGGUUUUAUUUCAGUUUUUUAGAGGCUAUUAAACUCUGUAGGGUUGAUGUGCAACUGACCAAAAUGAUCAGUCAAACAAGCCAUUAAAAAAUAAUUUGAUAUGGCCAGCCAGGGAUUUAUGAUCUGAGAUUGGGGUCUAAUUAGUUGAUUGUUUUCAUUGCUUUUUUUGAUGGAUCGCUUUCCUUCACGAGUCUCACCCGACAAAUGAACAGCAUAUCGUGCGGUUCACGUAUUAUUAAUGCCGCGGUAAAGUAACCGACUUAAUAUUUCCUCGCUUCACCUCUCGCCGACAGCUCACUGGAAGAUAACCAACUCGUAUUUCCUUGCCUUGUCUUUACCUUUCUCCUUGGCAAUACAUAUCCCUCAACAAAAGAGGUUAGAGCAUUUCCAUUCAAGCCAGGAAUUGAGGGCAAAGUGAAAAGUGAGUCAGCGUGCAGAGCAGCACUUUCCAUCCUGUUUAUUAGGAAAAGAAAUGAUCCUGUCAGGGAAAAGAGGAAUACAAAAAGUCUUUAAAAACAUCACUUAGAUCACUGGUGGGUGAUUGACAGCUCCUUAGAUCUUACUGUUUUACAAGUGAUAAUAAGCCUGUCGUACUCAUUAAGCACGCAACAUAAAAACCAACAUCACAAUGAACAGAACAUUUUUUACUAGCAUACAGAUUUGACAUCGUAUGAUGGUCUCCGUCGGUCUGCCUAUUAAUUUGUACAUUUUCUACAUGCUGUGUUUUAUUCAGAGAUAGAAUAUUUGUAUUUGUCUUUUUGGUCUUUUGCUCGAUGUAACUAAAGGUUACACAUUUAGCAUUUUGCCCCUGAUGACUCCGUCAGCAUCAGCUGUCUUUUGUUUGGUUCCUUUUGGUGACCAGACAUCAUCUUAAAUGUCAUGGAAAGUUCUUAAAAUUUGAUGAGCAACAAAGUUCAGGAUAAAAGGACCGCAUGCUGCUCGACUACAGUGCUCUCCUUCAUGCCAUCUCAAAAGACCGUGCAGGUAAUCACGUCUUCUCCUGACUGUGGGUCAAUUAAACUGAGUGAAUAGAGUG